GUCACCGGAAACAGGUUGGCGACAAAUAUGGCGCAGAUGUAGACAACACUGUAGUACUUGAAGUCGAAAUGAGCAAAACAAUGCUAUUAUAAAAAAAUAUUCGCUGUAUUUUACAUUUAAAACUCAGUUAAAACGACAUUCUUCAUAUCCAGUUGUGUGUAAUGGCGGGCGUCAUGGAAACAGAAGAGCAGGCGAAGAAUCGUUUCCAGUCGGAACUGGAGUUUGUUCAGUGCCUGGCCAACCCGAAUUAUCUGAACUUUUUGGCUCAGAGAGGCUACUUGCGAGAAAAACCUUUUGUGAAUUACCUGAAGUAUUUGCUUUACUGGAAAGAACCAGAAUAUGCCAAAUUCCUCAAAUAUCCUCAUUGCCUGCACAUGUUGGAGCUGUUGCAGUACGAGCAUUUCCGGAAGGAGCUGGUGAAUGCCCAGUGUGCCAAGUUCAUAGACGAGCAGCAGAUCCUGCACUGGCAGCACUACUCACGCAAGCGCACACGUCUUCAGCAGGCUCUCGCCGAGCAGCAGCAGCAGCAGCAGCAACAGACGGCUCCACAUGGCAACGCCGCGUCCAAAUGAAGCAGAAACUGUCACACACCGGCUAGUGAGGCAUAUGUACACUACGCCUCAAGUCAUGCUCUCGGGAAAUGAGUGUAAAUAUUGUACAAUUGUAGGUAUUUUUUUUCUGUGUGGUAACACUGAAAGUUGGUCUAAGAGACUGUAGAGUUUUGCGGUUAGGAGUACUAGACUGAAAUGCAGUAGACCCAUGAUGUCAUGAUGACGAUAAAAGUUAAAAGCUUAUACAUUACAUGUUUAGUUCCAAUUGAAUGAAACAUUUUCUAUCCCCGGUGUGUUCAUGCAUAUCUUAUAAAUGCCAGUAAGUCUGGUAAACUCUGAUUACAUAACACCAAACCCUGGGGAAAUUUCUUUUUUCCCCCAUUUUUUAACUUUAGAUCAAUUCAGAUAUUGUCGCUUGAGUCACUGGUCUUUCUUUAUAAACUUCACAUUAGAUGAAUAACUGAUGUUGGAUCUGUUCAAGGGCGUGAAAGCGUGAAACACAAAAUAGCACUGUAACUGAGCAAUGUCAUGUCAAAGUGGCUUUAUUUUCAAGCGUCACCACCUGUUUUUCUUAUUCAUGACACAAAAUAAAGACUUUUGUAUGA
Messenger RNA from Pangasianodon hypophthalmus (striped catfish), 1156 nucleotides. It is a transcript of the gene med31, whose product is annotated as mediator complex subunit 31. The coding region runs from base 162 to 572 and encodes 136 amino acids. Gene Ontology annotation, cellular component: core mediator complex; mediator complex. Gene Ontology annotation, molecular function: transcription coregulator activity. The record is from RefSeq and is a predicted model, not a curated record. Gene Ontology annotation, biological process: regulation of transcription by RNA polymerase II. NCBI's taxonomy places the organism in Eukaryota, Metazoa, Chordata, Actinopteri, Siluriformes, Pangasiidae. The transcript is spliced from 4 exons.